Molecule: messenger RNA, 659 nt
Organism: Aedes aegypti (yellow fever mosquito)
Lineage: Eukaryota; Metazoa; Arthropoda; Insecta; Diptera; Culicidae
Product: bolA-like protein DDB_G0274169
Exons: 3
Coding region: 122-544 (140 amino acids)
Cellular component (GO): mitochondrion
Source: RefSeq, a predicted model, not a curated record
GACGAAAGUGACGGAUAAGCGUUACAAACGAGAAGAUUGUUACCGAUUUGUUUUGGAUUCACGGUGCACAGGAAAACAGUCGCAAAAUCGGAGUUGAUAAUAAUCAUUUCGGUAUCGGAUUAUGAAUAUAAUUCCUAGCCUACGAGCAACGCUACCCUCCAACCUGCAACUUAUAACCGUGUUCGGAUGUAACGCAGUUCGCACGAUGGCCGCAACCGCCCAGCACGAAAAACCUAUCGAAACCGCAAUCCAUGAUGGGCUUAAUGCGAAGCUUGCCCCGAUACACCUGGAGGUAGUCAACGAGUCCUACAUGCACAACGUACCCAAGGGUUCGGAAACCCAUUUCAAAGUGCUGGUGGUAUCCAACCAAUUCGAUGGGCUACCGCUGAUCAAGCGCCAUCGAUUGGUCAACGAGAUCGUCAAGGAGAAACUGGCCGGAAAUUUCGUACACGCCCUAUCCAUCGAAGCCAAAACGCCCGCCCAAUGGGACGAAUCGUACAAGUUGGAACCCAGUCCCAACUGCCGGGGCGGUUUCGGCAAAUGAACGUUCGGAAUGGAAUAAAUUUAGUUUUGUUAUGUUAAAUACUUACAGCUACUGAACGAUGAGAUGUUUUAUUUACACGCGGUAUGAAUCGAACUAAAGGCUAUACGUAUCCAGA